AUGUACGUUAUUUUAGCGAUAGUGACAGUGGUGCUUACCCACCCCGCAAGUGGUGGUGAGCUAACACAAGAAGAAGCCCAGACUUUCUUACGAUUUCACGGGUAUUUUCAUAAUAAUGAAUCAGCAGACGUCCAGAACCUAGAAUCAUUGGCUGAUGGUUUAAGCGAGUUUCAGGCUAUAUAUAAUCUACCAGAGGAUGGAACAUUGAACCCCCAAACCGUUUCUUUUAUACAGAGGUAUUGGUGUGGAACUUCUGAUAAUUACUAUACCCUUCACAAUAGCAAACAAGGAAAAUGGAAUACUAAUAUUCUAAAGUGGACAGUUUACCCUCCAUCAACCGCAUAUCUUCCACAUAGACAAAAAUAUGUAGGAAUAACGAGACAGGCUUUCGAAAUGUGGUCUGCCAAUAGCAAUUUGCAGUUUGAGUAUGUUAACCCGUACUCGAAAAAAAAUAUUUCUGUAAAUAUAGUGAUUUCAUUUACGGAAGCAAACCAUACGUUCCGAAGAAUUAAUAAUAGGGAUUGGUGCCCAUUUCCAACAGGAGGAAUGAUACUGGGGCAUGCCUAUUUCCCCGAUUUAAUGUCCACGACCGAGGAAGUUCACAUACAAAAAAGUUUAAGUUGGUAUUUGGAUGAGGAACCGGUCCCGGAAGGCGCUACAAGUCUGUUGAGAGUUUUAACACAUGAAAUAGGUCACGUCCUUGGUAUAGCGCAUUCUGCAAACUACGAAUCUAUAAUGUACCCGUCUUUGGUGUUUGAAAACACAACGAAACUAUCGCAAGAUGAUAUAUUGGCAAUUCAAGAGUUAUACGGUUCCAAACCGGUAGUGACAACGGCUAGAACCACGGUGAGAACCAUGAAGACAACAAAAACGAUGCCUACGACAACCACGAAGACAACGACGACUAUCCCAACGCCGAACACGCAAGGAAUCAAUUUAAAAGUUCCCAAAUUAUGUGAUUUAAAUUCUAAGAUGUCAAAUACCUCGUUUCUAAUUGUGAAUAAUAAACUUUACUUGUUUUAUAAAAAGUACGUGUGGAUGUUAAAUUUAAACACUAGGGAAAUUCAAGAUACACCGCUUGUAAUAACUGAUUGGUUAACAUUUUUACAUACACCUUUUGAAAAAAUAUCGGGUAUUUAUCAAAAACCAGAUAACGAAAUUGUAUUAUUCAGUGAAAGUAUGGUUUAUAUUUUCGAAUACGCCUCGUUUAGGUUGCUUAAACGCGAGCAUUAUAAUGUUCUUAUGCAGAAUUAUCCAGCCAUACGAGGGGUCGUCAAUUCGUACCGUGGUAAAACGUACUGGUUUUUCGAUAAUAAUAUGUUUAGCGAAAUUGAUGAUUGUCGGUUUUUACCUAAAAGCACCGCUCUCAUAACUGAGCAAUUUACAGGAGUGCCUAGUAAAAUAGACUCUGUAUUUCGCUCAUUCUAUUGUAAACCAUUGUCUUGUUCACAUCGCUCUCAUCAUCAAAUCGUUAUGGAUAAAUCAAGUGUAUUAGAACCAAUAAUUAAUGUAGCAUUAAACAUUUCCGAGAACCUGGCAGAAAAGCAAAUUAUUUUCCAAAGUACAAACAAGGAGAAGAAGAAGAUUCAAAUGUCAUAUGAAGGUUUUUCAACGUUUCUGGACUUUGUUGAUGAAAACGUUAAUAGUGGUUGGUGUGAUAAAUCUAUAGAAAUUGAUGGGCAUUUAAACAUAACUUAUGCUUUUGAAGAAGAAGUGAAAGUGCUGAUAAUUCAAGAUAGGAAAUGGAAAACUUAUAUUGAUUGGGAAGAUGAAUAUGAGAGAAAUGUGGAACAUAAAUACACAGUGAAAUGA
Sitophilus oryzae (rice weevil) is the source of this 1812-nucleotide messenger RNA. RefSeq names its product neutrophil collagenase-like. Gene Ontology annotation, molecular function: zinc ion binding; metalloendopeptidase activity. Gene Ontology annotation, cellular component: extracellular matrix. The record is from RefSeq and is a predicted model, not a curated record. NCBI's taxonomy places the organism in Eukaryota, Metazoa, Arthropoda, Insecta, Coleoptera, Curculionidae. The coding region runs from base 1 to 1812 and encodes 603 amino acids. The transcript is spliced from 3 exons. Gene Ontology annotation, biological process: extracellular matrix organization; proteolysis; collagen catabolic process.